AUGAAGGAGAAAUGUGAAGCCUAUGAUGUGAUACUGAAGCAAAGUCUUGUGCCUGAUGGGCAGCCUCUUGCUAUUAAAUGUUCACCGGAAAAGAGCUUGAAGAGUGGAGACUACAACUUAACAUGGUAUAAAGUUGGUAACCAGACAGCUGUGCCUAGAGACAAACUUUCUAGAAUUCAUCAGCAGAAGAAUUUAAUUUGGUUUCUUCCUGCAAUGUUAGAAGAUUCUGGAGAUUAUGAAUGUGUCAUAAGUUGCAGGAACUUGACAAGCUGCAAGAAAAUGUGUACAAAAGUAACAGUUUUUCAGAGGAUUGAUGGUUUAUGCUUAAAUGAAAAAUUUGCUGUAGAGGAGGUGAUAUUCACAUUAUCAUCUGGAAAGGUGGUGUGUCCACACUUGAGUUAUUUCAGGAAUGAGCAGAAUAUUCAUCCUGUUCGUUGGUAUAAGGACUGCCAGCUGCUGGAAGGGAAAAGGUUUGCCUUCUCAAACAGUGAUCUUAUCAUUUUCAAUGUGACUGUACAUGAUCGAGGAAACUAUACGUGCGAGACAACCUAUACCUACAGUGGAAAACAAUAUAACAUUUCACGAGACAUCAGUCUGACUGUAGAAGUGAGCCCACCAAAAAAGCCUCCAGAAAUAUCUUAUCCAAGAAACAACUCCAUUGAAGUGGAACUUGGCUCACAGGUUACAGUGGAUUGCAAUACCACAGGUGCUGAUGGGUAUGAUGUGUUUUGGACAGGCAACGGUGUGUAUAUUGACGUAUUUUAUAUGAGCAGAAUUUUUGCAAGUCCCUGUGAGGAGGAAACUUCUUACGAUGGACGCCCUGUGCAUUGUGUGAAGCUCAUAAUUUUGGAAGUGAAUAGUGAAGAUUAUGAACAACCGUUUGUCUGUCAGGCUUCAAAUGCCUUUGGCCAUGUUGCAUCCUAUAUAAUAUUAAAACGCAGAGCUCCUGAUACACAAAGAUGGCUGACUGGAGGGCUUGUCUCUUUGUUAAUUUUAACAUUUAUUGCUUUAACAAUCUACAAGAUUUUCAAGAUUGACUUGGUGCUUUGGUACCGUAAUUCUGCCUGUGCCGGUGCAAGUAAGGAAG
This is a messenger RNA of Eurypyga helias (sunbittern), 1087 nucleotides long. RefSeq names its product interleukin-1 receptor-like 2. Gene Ontology annotation, biological process: regulation of inflammatory response. The annotation marks the transcript as partial. Lineage: Eukaryota; Metazoa; Chordata; Aves; Eurypygiformes; Eurypygidae. Gene Ontology annotation, molecular function: interleukin-1, type I, activating receptor activity. The transcript has 8 exons. The record is from RefSeq and is a predicted model, not a curated record.